Messenger RNA from Anolis sagrei ordinatus, 1707 nucleotides. RefSeq names its product aromatic-L-amino-acid decarboxylase-like. NCBI's taxonomy places the organism in Eukaryota, Metazoa, Chordata, Lepidosauria, Squamata, Anolidae. The record is from RefSeq and is a predicted model, not a curated record. Gene Ontology annotation, molecular function: aromatic-L-amino-acid decarboxylase activity; pyridoxal phosphate binding. Gene Ontology annotation, biological process: catecholamine metabolic process; serotonin biosynthetic process; amino acid metabolic process. Gene Ontology annotation, cellular component: cytoplasm.
UGAAUUCUUGAUAUGGAUGCCGCAGAGUUCCGAAAAAGAGGGAAAGAGAUGGUGGACUAUAUUGCUGACUACCUUGAGAAGAUAGAAAAGAGGCAGGUCUUUCCUGAUGUGCAGCCUGGUUACCUGAGACCUCUUCUUCCAGAUUCAGCUCCUGAAGAACCUGAAACUUAUGAAAACAUUCUUAAAGAUGUUGAAAAGAUCAUUAUGCCUGGGGUGACUCACUGGCAUAGUCCGUACUUCUUUGCCUUCUUUCCGACUGCCAACUCUUUCCCAGCAAUUCUGGCUGACAUGCUGUCUACAGGCAUUGGAUGUAAUGGAUUUUCUUGGGCUUCAAGUCCAGCAUGUACAGAACUGGAAAUGGUUGUGCUGGAUUGGCUUGGCAAGAUGAUCGAUUUGCCACCAAAGUUUUUGGCGAAGAAUGGACAGGGGGGUGGGGUCAUCCAGGGCACUGCCAGUGAGGCUACCUUAGUUGCAAUGCUUGCAGCUCGCACCAAAGCCAUCCAUCGUGUCCUAUCGGAAAAUGAAAAGCUGACUCCAGAAGAUGUCAUGGGCAAACUAGUGGCCUAUAUGUCUGACCAAGCUCAUUUCUCCGUUGAGAAAGAUAGUAUGAUUGCUGGAGUGAAAAUUAAACAGAUACCUACAGAUGAGAAGUUUGCUGUACGUGGAUCUGCUCUAAGGAAAGCUAUAGACAAUGAUAAAGCUACUGGACUCAUCCCAUUCUUUUUUUGUGCUACACUUGGAACCACAUCGUGCUGCUCCUUUGACAAGCUGAUAGAACUGGGUCCAAUAUGUAAUGAGGAGACUAUUUGGCUGCAUAUUGACGCAGCGUAUGCUGGGAGCGCAUUUAUUUGCCCUGAAUUCCGUUACCUUCUCAAUGGAGUAGAGUUCGCAGAUUCAUUUAACUUCAAUGCACACAAAUGGCUCUUAGUGAACUCCGAUUGUUCUGUUAUGUGGGUGAAGAAGAGAUCGGACUUAACACGUGCCUUUCAAAUAGAUCCUGUUUACCUUAAGCAUGGCCAUGAAGGAUCUGAACAUAUAACAGAUUAUAGGCACUGGCAGAUCCCUCUGGGACGACGAUUUCGUUCAUUGAAAGUGUGGUUUGUGCUUCGAAUGUAUGGUGUGAAGGGUCUGCAAGAAUACAUCCGGAAGCAUAUUAAGCUGGCACAUGAAUUUAAGGACCUAGUGCUUCAGGAUGACCGAUUUGAGAUUUGUGCUGAUGUCAUAAUGGGUCUGGUGUGCUUCCGACUUAAGGGUUCUAACAGACUUAACGAAGCACUUCUUAAAAGCAUAAACAACGCACGACGGAUUCAUCUUGUCCCAUGCCACCUGAGAGAGAAAUUUGUGCUACGCUUUGCGAUUUGUGCCCGCACAGUGGAGUCUGCCCAUGUCCAGUUUGCCUGGAAACACAUUGUGGAUUUAGCAAAUGAACUUUUGAAUGGGCAGAAAGAGUAGGAGUAGUGGAAGAAGAAAAUGAUUUGAUUCAGUUGAAGAUUUAAAGAAUGAUAAGAGACAAAUUGUGGUAAUAUUAUAUGUUCUUCUAUAUCCUAACACUUACAAAAUGACCAGUAUCAAUGGUGUGCUGUAAUCAAGACCAAGAAUUAUAUAGAUUGGAACCCAAUAACUGCUUUGCUGAAUCAGGGCUCGAUAACCCUGUCAUGUGCUUUCUAAGACCCCUUCCAAACAGCCAUAUAAUCAAGAAUAUCAAGA